Messenger RNA from Perca flavescens (yellow perch), 2527 nucleotides. It is a transcript of the gene rnf122, whose product is annotated as ring finger protein 122. Lineage: Eukaryota; Metazoa; Chordata; Actinopteri; Perciformes; Percidae. Gene Ontology annotation, molecular function: ubiquitin protein ligase activity. Bases 385 to 852 code for a protein of 155 amino acids. Gene Ontology annotation, cellular component: nucleus. The transcript is spliced from 6 exons. The record is from RefSeq and is a predicted model, not a curated record. Gene Ontology annotation, biological process: ubiquitin-dependent protein catabolic process.
CUCUAGUUUCUCACACAGAUGCUGCUGCUGGGUCAGUGUUAUGCCGUCUAUUAAUAAUAACAGAGUCAAAAGAAACACAGCGAGGAGGAGAAGAAGAAGAAGGGGAAAAUCCACAUCACCGCUUCUCCUUUUUUCAACCCGCAGGGAUGUGCCAAAUAAUGUGACAUAACCCCGCUUCAACUUUCGACAAAACGCCUUUUAUCCACCUUUUUAUUCGUCUUUUUUUACAGGUGCCAUUGUCUCGUUCACCUUUCACACUGCUGGCAUACAGUCAGUGACUCUACUCGGGGCACUUUAUUGGGGUCAUCCAUCUGCACGGGCGGCUGCGGAUUGUUGGUAAACACGAAUCGGAUCCCGCCGACAAGGACUCCCUCUGGUGCAUUGAUGCACCCGUUUCAGUGGUGUAACGGGUGCUUCUGUGGUCUGGGACUGGUUUACUCCAACAAGUCGUGCACCAUGCCACCCAUCACCUUCCAGGACCUGCCUCUUAACAUCUACAUGGUCAUUUUUGGGACUGGCAUCUUUGUCUUCAUCCUGAGCCUCAUCUUCUGCUGUUACUUCAUCAGCAAACUACGACACCAAGCCCAGAGUGAGCGGUUUGGAUACAGAGAGGUGGUUUUAAAAGGAGAUCCAAAAAAGUUGAAUCUUCAUGGGCAGACGUGCGCCGUGUGUCUGGAGGACUUCAAAGUCAAAGAUGAGCUGGGAGUGUUGCCAUGCCAACAUGCUUUUCACAGGAAGUGUCUGGUAAAGUGGUUGGAGGUGCGCUGCGUCUGCCCCAUGUGCAACAAACCCAUAGCAGGCCCCCCGGAGCAGCACCACAGCAUAGGGACUCUUUUGGAUGAACUGGUGUAACCUCUCAGCUCCUGCCAGCCUGGGUGGGAUGGCGCCGCCCGGGCCAGACCAGCCGAUAUAAGUUAGCGACCAACAGAAGAGGGACACUGUUAUGCUGUUACACCAUUGGGGUAACCUGGUCACCACCAGGAGAAAGGGUCUGAAGGAUGCCGUUGCAUAGCAACCAUCUCAGAGAUGGCAACUCAUCACCUUGAGGCGUCUGAGAGAUUAUCUCCAGCCACCCACACAUCACUCCACCACUCUUCUUUCAAGAUCCCCCUCUUCACCCGCUCUGUCACAUCUUUUGUUGUUGCCUCCAGUCAGGUUAAAUGCACCACUGAAGAAGAGUUUCAUUUUUCACGGCAUUGUGGACAAGUGAGUGUUGAAGGAUGGCAGCGUUGGGCAGGAGGCACUGAAUGUAUGAGUGUUUAUGUCACUGUGGUCACUGAUGUGAAAUGAUAUCAAUAUUGGCUGAGGUUAUUAAAACUCUUGCUAAAUUCUUUCAGACAAGAGGUUUGAACACAAAGCCACAGAGGAAAUCAUAUUUCAACAUCCCCUCGCACAAGAACGUGUUGACAGAAGGUACACUGCUAACAACACAUUAAAUUCCAAGCAUUUAUAAAGGUAGAACAAGGGUUUAACAAAAAUGUGUGGAGCCGUCUAGAAACGUCCAGAAGAGAUUAAAUAAUACUAUGGCGAAGACACAGACAGGGUUGAUUAAAACAGCUUUCAAGGAGAUAAUUUGUGAUUUGUGCCUAAGAUUAUGAAUUGAAGUCACACUGGUUAAAAAAAUGAUGGAAAAGGUGGAUUCAGGUGUCAUCAGUGGGACCUAAAUUGUUCAUAUUAGAAGAAGAAGCUCAAGCUGUAGUCCACAUGUAGCAAAGUAAUCAGUAUUUCCAUCAAGUCAAACCAAUAAUUUCUUUUGCUGAUGUGCGAAACUGAUACUGAUGUGUAAAAUUCAUGUCGGUGCCCACCUCUACCGUGAUAUCAUGUGUGUUCUAUGUGUAGUUUUCCCACUUUGAUGUUUUAUUGUUCAGACAUGUUUUUACUGUGUUAAUAUACAGUAGAUGAAAGCAACUGACGCGUCCUGCCUUCCACUGUAACAGUUUGGUUAUUUGUUGUAAUAUGUUAAUGUUUUUUAGAUACUGCACUUUAAAUUCACUGAAAAACAAACAGCCUUUGUUCUUCUAAAAUGUUAGACUAAGGUUUGGAUGCAGCACUUGUUUUCAUGUGUGGUGAAUCUUUUAUAAAAGUCUGUGAAGUAUCUGAGAUUUAGCCUCAUCUGAAGAGAAGGGAAGCAGCAGUGUAGAGCCUCGGUGUUGUUCUAUGAAUUCAUCUCAUACAUUUCUGUGGGAUUAUUGCUGAUGAUUCUGCUUUUGCAUUCCUCAGUCAUUGUUUUUUUUUGUGUGUGUGUGAUUAACAGCUAUUCAGAAAGCGAAACACUGCCUAAAAUUGAGCACAAAACUCACAAAAGCACAUUGCCCAGAUACUGAAAGCUCCUGCACUGUAAUUAAAAGCCAAACACUGACAUGUGAGGCUGUUGAAUUCACAUGAGUCUGCGUGCCAUGAAAAGAAAAAAAAGAAAAUGUCGAGAAGAGAUUUCUUUACUCUGAUUCUGGCCACAUUCCACAUUUUGUAAUCCAAACAGAUGUAAAUAACUUCAAACAAUAAUAAAUACAGUUGUCUGUUUUGUUCA